Messenger RNA from Rhea pennata, 401 nucleotides. RefSeq names its product reprimo, TP53 dependent G2 arrest mediator homolog (gene RPRM). The coding region runs from base 1 to 351 and encodes 116 amino acids. The record is from RefSeq and is a predicted model, not a curated record. The transcript has a single exon. Lineage: Eukaryota; Metazoa; Chordata; Aves; Rheiformes; Rheidae.
AUGAACGGCUCGGCGGCGGCGGCGGCGGGCGGCACGGCGGCGGCGGGGCUGCUGGCGGGCGCCGGGAGCGCGGCGCUGGAGCUGGAGCGGGCGCUGCGCUGCUGCACCGCCGCCUCCGUGGUCACCGACGGCGGCGGGGCGGCGGCGGCGGCGGCGGCGGACGAGCGGAGCCUCUACAUCAUGCGGGUGGUGCAGAUCGCCGUCAUGUGCGUCCUGGCCCUCACCGUCGUCUUCGGCAUCUUCUUCCUCGGCUGCAACCUGCUCAUCAAGUCCGAGGGCAUGAUCAACUUUCUGGUGAAGGACCGCCGCCCGUCCAAGGAGGUGGAGGCGGUCGUGGUGGGGCCCUACUGACCGCCCCGGCCCCGCCGCGCACCCGCCGCGCACCCGCCGCGCCCUGCCGC